Erigeron canadensis is the source of this 1555-nucleotide messenger RNA. Its product is annotated as aluminum-activated malate transporter 10-like. The transcript has 6 exons. Lineage: Eukaryota; Viridiplantae; Streptophyta; Magnoliopsida; Asterales; Asteraceae. Gene Ontology annotation, biological process: malate transport. Gene Ontology annotation, cellular component: plant-type vacuole membrane. The coding region runs from base 1 to 1470 and encodes 489 amino acids. The record is from RefSeq and is a predicted model, not a curated record.
AUGGAAAAAGAAAAUCAAGUUGAAUGCAUUAUAAGGAUUAGUGAUGCAUCACCGGAGAUCUUGGAGCCCGAGCCCCAGUCUAAACUUAGAAGAAUAUGGGCUAGACCGAAGGGCUUGUUUUUAAGGUUUGUGACAAGGGUCUGGAGGUUCUUAAAGAAAGCAUGGGAUUUAGGAAUAGAUGACCCUAGAAAAAUGUUCCAUUGUCUCAAAGUUGGGGUUACUUUGACAGUUGUUUCAUUCUUUUACUAUAUAAAUCCUUUGUAUGAUAGUUUUGGUGGCAACGCUUUAUGGGCUCUUAUGACUGUUGUUGUCGUGUUCGAGUACACUGUUGGUGGAACUCUUUACAAGUCUUUAAACAGAAUCUGUGCAACUUCACUAGCAGGAUUUCUUGCAUUAGGCGUACAUUGGGUUGCCAGGCAGGCGGGACAUAGAUUUGAGCCAAUUAUCAUGGGCAUAUCUCUCUUUAUAAUAGCUUCUGCCACAACCUUUUCUAGAUUUAUUCCACAAGUGAAAGCUAGGUAUGACUAUGGAUGCACCAUUUUUAUCCUCACUUAUGGUCUAGUAUUACUUUCGGGGUACCGUGUGGAGAAACUCCUAGAUGUAGCCAUGGAAAGACUGGUAACAGUUAUCAUAGGGACUUGUUUGUGCAUAUUCAUUAGCAUGCUCGUAUGUCCCAUUUGGGCUGGUACGCAGCUCCACCUUCUAGUAUCUUCUAACAUGGAUAAGCUUGCAUCUUCCCUUGAUUCCUGUGUAGCUGAAUACUUUGGGGAGGCUGAUGAAGAUUCAAAACAGAAACUGAAAGACUAUAAACAUGUUUUGAGCACAAAAGCCUCAGAAGAAUCUAUGGCAGAAUUUGCUAGAUGGGAGCCUGCCCAUGGCCAGUUCGGUUUCAGGCAUCCAUGGAAGAAUUACAUCAAAUUAGGCUCAUCAUCACGUAGCUGUGCUUAUUGCAUUGAAAUGCUGGUUAGUUGUCUGGAUUCUAGAAAUCAGGUACCUGAGACGAUAAGGAAUCAUCUUAGAGCAUCAUGUUUGAGUUUAAGCUCAGCAUCCUCAAAUGUUAUAAGAGAACUGUCAACAAGCGUAUCUUCAAUGACACGAUCGACCCAACUAUAUACAGAUAUCAAAGAAAUGAAGAAGGCAGUUCAACAGUUACAAGAUAACUUACAGACUCUGCCUAAUUUAUCGAUUCAGUCACUAGAAGAGAAAUGCAAGAAACAUGAGAUGCCGCUCACAGAAAUCAUCCAAUUAGUUAGUUUCACUUCUUUGCUAAUUGAAAUUGCUUCAAGGAUAGGAGGCAUUGUGAAAAAAGUCGAAGAAUUAGCAGACUUGGCUGAAUAUAAGCUGGCAGAAGAUGAAGUGGAGCUCCAGAAUACCACGGUUUUGAGCAAGAUUACGUAUAAAGAUGAAAACAGUACAACACUACAACAAACCUCCAAAAUGUCUGAAUGUUCUCAUUCUUCUUAUAUAUAAGCUUUACAUACAUACUCUAGUUUAAAUAUGUAAAGUAUAUAAUCUAGCGGAAACAUACUUUGAAGUCCUUGAGAUGCAUUCUGCC